CGCGAACUCUAGCAGGUCUCGUCAGCUCGUCAGUGUUAGGAUAAGUAUGAGCCAAAUGUGUGGAUAAAUGUGUUUUCUACAUACGUUUCGUCAAGACUCCAUCCAGCGAAAGGGCGUUUCCUGCCUUCCGCCCGGUGACAGCUGGCUCCAGCUCCCCCCGCGACCCAGGAGGAUAACCCGUUAAGGGAACAUGAUGGACUCAGAAGCCAUUGAACAGGCUAUUGAUGAGGAGCUGGAAAAGCUGAGCCUAAAUCUUUCAGACGUUUCUGACGUGGAUUCAGAUGGUGACACAGACACUGAGGAUGAUUUUGAUGCAUCUAAUAGAAAGCUAGAGAAUGACUUACCUCAGUCAGUGCUCACCUAUUUUGAAGCUUCACAUAACAGAGUGAAUACAUUCGAACAGCUGAUCCUUGAAGAUCUUGAUCUUGACGAAAAUGAUACAGCAUGUACUGAGCUGUCUCACCAAAAUCAUUUUGAAAAUCUUCUAAAUGAACUUGACUGUAAUCCUGAGGAGGAUCUUACAGAGCUGAAGGAAAGGAUCAUUUCUGAAAUUGAGGAGCAUGUAGCAUAUCCAAGUGAUGGAAGUUGCCUGGAAGAUACAAAGCCUGCACUGCAUAUGAAUGACGAAACUGAAUGUGGUGUAUACAAAGAGGCUGAAAGGCAGCUCAUCUAUGAAUGGGUAGAGCUUGAGGAGAAACUGAAGAAAGAGGAGGAACAGAGACUGGCAGAGCUGGAGGCUGAGAAGGAGCACCAUCUGAACUCAGUGAGAGAGGAAGAGGAGAAAAGGAGGUGCAGACUUGAGGAGUUUGAGGAGGAGCUACGAAAGAUAGAGAACACUUGCUUGGUUUCUGAAGAUCUGGGAGGAGACAGCCACAUAAAAGAAAGAAUUCAACUUGAACUGGCCAAACAGCAGGAGGUGAUCAAGAAAUUAGAGGAGCAGUUGGAGGAAGAAAAGCGUGCAUAUGAGGAGGCACAGCAGGAGGAGAGGAGGAAAACUGAGGAGCAGCGCAGUGGAGCAGCCACCAAGCUCCAGGCAGCUCUUAGAGGAGUCCUGGUGCGUCGUUGGAGUAAGAAUGAGCUGAUCAAGAGGAAAGAAGAGGUAAGGAGGAGACAGGAGGAGAUAGAAGAGAGGGAAAGGAGAAGAGAGAGAGAGGAAAGGAUGAAGAAGGAGAGGGAGGAAGAGAGAAAGAGAGUGGCGGCGGAGGAGCAGCAUCAGAAGGAGGAAUUGGAGAGGAGAAGAGUUGAGUACGAGAGAGCUAAGGAACGAGAGCGCCAUCGCCUGGAGAAAGAGCGCAAGCUAGAGGAACAGAGAAGACGAGAGGAAGAAGCAAAGAGGAUGGAGGAUGAGAGAAAAAGGAAGGGGGAUGAAGAAAGGACGAAAAGAAUGGAAGAAGAGCGGAAAGAAGAGGAAAGGAGGAGAUUAGAGGAGGAAGAGAGGAAAUUGAAAGAGGAAAAAAAGAAAGAGGAACUUGAAAGCAAGCAAAUGCAGAAAGAAAGAAAACAACUAGAGGAAAAGGAGAGCAAAGGCAAGGAGGGGGAAGUGAUAGAGAGAGAUGGAUGGACCAUGGAGGAGAGAGGAAUGAGGCAGAAAGAAAAAAGGAAAGGAAUGGAAGAGCACAGAAUGUGCACAGAAUCUUCAGUAGAUGAUGAGAAUAGAAAAAGAAAAGACAAGGAGAAGAAGAAAGAAGAACUUGAAAGCAAGCAAAUGCAGAAAGAAAGAAAACAACUUGAGGAAAAGGAGAGCAAAGAAGAGGACGGGAAAGUGAAAAAGAGAAUUGAGGAGAAAGAUGAACAGACAAUGGAAGAGAGAAGAAUGAGGGAGGAAGAAAGAGGGAAAAGAAUGGAAGAGGAAAGAACGGAGGAGGAAGAGAGGAGGGUAGAGGAGGAGAGGAGGAAAAGUAAGGAGGGGAAGAGUAAGAAGUUGGAGGAGGAGAAGAAGAAAAAGAAAGAACAACUCGAGGGCAAAGUAAUGCAGGAAGAACAAAGAAAAAAUCUAGCAGAAAAGCAGAGCGAAGAGGAAGAAGGGAAAGUGAUGAAAAGAAAUGAGAAAAGAGAUGGUCAUGAAUUAGAAGAGAGGACAAGAGAGGAGCACAGAAAAAGUGUACUCAAGGAAGAUGGAAAAGGACUGGAUGAUCAGAGAUGUUUUCUUAAGACUGGUAGCAAGAACACAAAGAAGAAUAGUGAAAAAGGGGGGAAAGAAGAGAGAAGUGCAGAGCUUGUUCCUCAGCCAUGUCUUUCUCAGUCAAAUAAGAGCCCAAAUGGUAUCUCAGCUAGCCCUAAAUCCUCUAGUUAUGGACACCAUCAGAUCUGUUCAGCAGAUCCCACCGACAACAACAUUGCCCUGAUGGCACCAGCAUUAGACGGAGCGCAGCUUGAGGUGAAAAUGUAUGUUGAGAAAUCUGAAAUGGACACUAGAGGGCACCCGUGUGAAACAGCAAGUUCAAUUCAGAACUGUGCCCAAAACACACGCUCCAUAUGCCUGCCUGAUAGCACAGAGCAGAAGCGGCUGUCUUGGAUGAUGAACUGCACUCCCUGGUCCAAGCUCUCCAUGCAGACCAAGAGGAAGGGGCUAACAGCUCCAUCCAGAAAGAGGGCGAUUAGGAGACCCUCACUACCCAUCUUGCCACCUUUACCUGUGGACACUGUCCUCAAAUCUGGGCCAUGGAGCACUCUCAGACAGGUGACUACAGUAACUCUGGAAGACUUGCCUGGCUUCAGUCUUUCUACCUUGUCUGAGUGCACCAGUCUGCAGUCUCUAACUCUCAGGUGCUGUGGACUUCAGGCCCUGGAAGGUCUUCAGCAAUGUAGUGAGCUGAGACAUAUUGAUGUACAGGAGAACUGCAUCACAUAUGUUGAUCUUGGGGGUUUGGAAAGACUCGAGUUCCUCAUGUUGGGCAGGAACCAGCUCACGAGCAUCCCCGGUCUAGACAGUGCUGUUAACCUGACUGUGCUUCAGCUGUCCCACAACAUUAUCUCCCGCAUCAGUGGUUUAGGAUCUCUGAAAAGGCUUCAGCGGCUGUCAGUCGACCAUAACCAGCUGAUCAGCACGAGAGGUCUCAGCGAUGCUUUCACACUGUUGUAUCUGGACUGUUCAUUUAACCACCUCAGUCAUGUGGAAGGCCUUGAGCACUGCGCUCUGCUCAACACACUUGACCUGAGAGGAAACAGUCUGACUGAGUUACCGGUACUGAAGAAUCAUGUCUUGCUGAGGGAGCUGUAUCUGGACGACAAUAGCAUCUCCUCCCUGCAUGGCCUGGACUCCUGCUGGCUGCCUCUGCUGCGCUGUCUCUCUGUAGCUCAAAACAAUAUCACUCAGCUUCCUCUGUUGGUGGACUUGCUUUCAUUAAGGACACUAGACAUUAGUCACAACUGUCUGUCAGAACUGAGGAACGUUUGUCUGAGUCUUCAGGGCUGUGCUCGUCUCCAAGAGCUUAACCUAAGUGACAACCCUCUACAGCUGGAGAACAACUGGAGGUCGUCUGUUCUAACAGCAAAGCCAAGCUUGGUGAAGCUAAACGGCGACCUGACUGGAGCCUCUGUAGAGCCUUCUGUAGGAUCAACACAGCUAUGGAGCUUCCAGGCCCUCUGCCAGGCCCACCAGGAUCAGCUUGACUCAGUACUGCAGAGACAAAGCAUGGAGAUCAGCUUGGCUCCCUCUAUGCUGGAUGCUCAGCUCCUGGCCAGAAACCAUGGUACAGAGCUGUUCCGAUUGGCUGAAGAGCAGCGUUACGCUCAUGAGUAUGGCGACAGCAGUGUCUCUGAGACAGCCGCUCAAGAACCUGGUGCCUCCAGCUGCCUGCAUGAUGUAUCUGAUGGGGACCUAACAAAGUAUGAGAGUCCCCAGCUGCACCCAGGAGAGCAGGAGACCCAGAGCCAGCGAAGAGCACACCUGACUGGUAUCCACAAAAGCCACCCUGAGCAUCAAGCUGCUGACCUGCCAGCUGAUUGUGUCGUUGGCUGCAUAAAUCCACUCAAGAAAUUCAGAGAAGAACAAUCAGGGUAUAGCAGACACACCAUCAAGGCAGCCAGGAUGGACCUGAAAACCAUGGCAGCCAUUGUGAUCCAACGCUUUUGGCGGAAACACAGACAGAGCAGACGAACGGGCCCGUCAGAGCCACCUGCAAAGGCUAACGGGAGAUGGAGUCCUCAGCAGAGAGCGAAAUCUAAUGAAAAGAGUCUCAAGCCUCUAAAUAAAGACUACGCUGCCACUGUCAUUCAAGCAGUGUGGAGGGGCUACGCACUACGAAGAAGACUGGCUCGUGCUCUCGCUCUCGCCCAGAUCUCAGAGGGGGACGAGGCCUUUGAGGAGGUGGACGUGGACGAAUUCAUUUUUGAUGAGGAGGCGAUGGAGAGUGACUGGAUAGCUCUGCAUUCCGAUGCCUCGUUGUCCGGAUUGCCACCAUAUUUGGAACAGCUGCUCCUGCCAAAGCCUCGUCUUCUUCUGCCUGAGCUGAGUACACCUGUGUUGCCAUGGAAACCCAAACAAGCCUGGACCGGCAGUGAGGUAGCAGUAGCAUCAGAACAGAGUCCCGACCCGGACAUCAGAAUGCAAUCUCCACCAUCAACGCGAGGACGUGGUGCUUUGUCAGAAAGAUCAGAGAAAAUUCUUGAAGAAUGGGGCAUCAGCUGUGGCUCCACUGCCCUCCUUAUGCUAAAAAGAGCCAAGAAAAUGAAAGCCAGGAAUCAGGAGCAGAAAAAAUUAUUGGACCCAGCAGUGCGUCUGGCCUUGUUCAGGAACAACAGUAAGCAGCCCGUGCCAAUAAAUAUCCGGAAAAGACCCCAACCUGAAUGCAAAGAUGACAUUAAAGCUGGCCGAGCAGAAGUAAGUGUUGAGAACGCAUUGAGUGGAGGGCCAGGACGACUGCAGCAGCACAGAACGUACCAGUGGCUCCACACACAAGCCGAACAGACCCAGAGAAGCUCUGACUCUUCUACAAGUGAUCGCUUCCUGCCGGAGAUUGAUCCUGAUAUUCUGAAUGGUGGGAGGGUUCAGCUUGUGGCUGGAGCAAGGUACAGAGAAAGUCCAGAUUCAGCUGCGAGGUUGUGGUCUGACGCCACUGGCUUCUCUCCACUUUGUAACCAACAUGCUCACGUCCGCAGACACUCAGUUGGACAUGCAAAAAAAGAAGUGCCGUCUCCUAAAAGAGUCACCUCGGCUCCAUCUCGAAAAGAGCGAAUCUCGUUCCGAGACAACCCAGUGCGGCUGAGUGGAGGCUGGGGCGGAGGCAAGAAGAGGGCCAAAGUGAACAAGUAAAAAGAAAGAAAGUUUUCUGUCCAUAACCAUGAGAUAACAAUGUUUCAUAAAGCAGUGCCUUGUAUUUUUAUUUACACAUGUGGGUGUGCACGUUUUCCGGUGGUGAUUGAUAUGUUUUUUUUUUUUUUUAACAUAAGCUUUUAA
Molecule: messenger RNA, 5398 nt
Organism: Colossoma macropomum (tambaqui)
Lineage: Eukaryota; Metazoa; Chordata; Actinopteri; Characiformes; Serrasalmidae
Gene: lrriq1
Product: leucine-rich repeats and IQ motif containing 1
Exons: 28
Coding region: 191-5254 (1687 amino acids)
Molecular function (GO): protein binding
Source: RefSeq, a predicted model, not a curated record